AUGUACCGCGCCGCAGCACCACGGCUCGCAUCCGCCGUCCGCGGCGCCCACGCCCACGCCCGCGCCGUGCCCACAACCCGCCGCCUCUACGCAACCAAGGGCGCCGCCCCCCCUCCCCCGCCAAAACUCUCCUUCACCGAGCGCCUCCGCAACAAACUCUGGCGGCCCGGCGCCGUGCCCCAGCCCGAAGAGGCCGACCAGCAGCUCGCCGCCGCCGCCGCCCCACCCGCCGCCAGAAAACCGUCUGACAUCCCCGGCUACGUCGAGGCGCUCGAUGCCCGCGAUCUCCCCGUCGUGGGGCUGGACCCGGCUCUGGAGGAGUGGGAUGUGCCUGUCUUCAUCACCAACACAAAAUUCACCUCCCCCUCCGCACUCGUCCGCGCCGUGCACCGCGCCGUCAUAGAAGUGCACACCCCACUCCUCAACGGCCUCCCCGCGUCCGCCUUCAGCAGCAGAUACACAGGCCCCGAGCAACUAACGCCCCGCGUGCGCAUCACCGUGUCUUCCAGCGGCGGCGGCGACGCCGUGUUCGACUUCCGCUCGCCAGAGAUCGAGCAGGACAUUCUCGCCACCCUGGAGGGCGGCGCCGAGGGCGCCGAGGUCAGGGCGUAUAGCGAGGAGGAGGUGUAUCCCGCCGAGCAGCAGCAGGGGGAGGAGGAGGAGCAAGCAGAGUGGGUGGUGGAGGGGCUGGAGAGGAGGGGCUGGGCGGCGCUGGGGGUGAAGGAGGAGGUGAGGUUUGCGCUGGUGAAGCGGGUGGCGCAGCUUACGGGGGUGAGGAUGCUGGAUGCGGAGGCGGGCGCGGUGAAGACGGUGGCGGAGCUGCUUGAGCAUCUCGAGACAAAGACAAAGCCGAAGAAGCUCUUUGAGAUCAUCGCGCAGACGCCGCUGCCGGACCUCCCGAAUGUGAAGGUCUAUGAGACGAGGCUGAGGCCGUGGGACAAGGAGAGGAUGAUUGGCAGGGAGAGGCCGUUCGAAAAGGUGGUUGAGUUUAAGUAUCCCUUUGAGGCGCGUGAUAGGAAGUAG
Morchella importuna is the source of this 1023-nucleotide messenger RNA. RefSeq lists its product as uncharacterized. NCBI's taxonomy places the organism in Eukaryota, Fungi, Ascomycota, Pezizomycetes, Pezizales, Morchellaceae. Bases 1 to 1023 code for a protein of 340 amino acids. Gene Ontology annotation, cellular component: mitochondrion. The record is from RefSeq and is a predicted model, not a curated record. The transcript has 3 exons.